AUGUCUGCUCGACAGAUCCUAAGCAUGACUCGAGAAGCGGCUGGCUUUAGAUCCACUUUCCAAACCUGGUUUGAUAUUGAAAGCCCCACUAUAUCAGAACCUGUUGCAUCACUCAGUAUCGACAAUUCUUCAAAACCCAUUGGCUCACCUAACGAUUUGUGUCAACAACAGAAUCGAGUGAGUGAAACAGGGUCAAAAUUUGAAGACCUUGCAGAUGAUGAGAGUCCUGAUUCGAUAUCACGGGAAGACAAAGAUGAUGCUUAUCUUUCUGCAGAAGAGGAUAGUGUAAGUUAA
Molecule: messenger RNA, 294 nt
Organism: Protopolystoma xenopodis
Lineage: Eukaryota; Metazoa; Platyhelminthes; Monogenea; Polystomatidea; Polystomatidae
Source: the annotation of a GenBank genome assembly